Messenger RNA from Diversispora eburnea, 1596 nucleotides. Lineage: Eukaryota; Fungi; Glomeromycota; Glomeromycetes; Diversisporales; Diversisporaceae. The record is from the annotation of a GenBank genome assembly.
AUGACGGAUCGUUCGCAAAAUCUUCUUCAAUUAUGGAAUUCAGCGUCUGAGUUAACAAUAGGCCAAAUGUCAAGGUAUAGAAUACUUUUUGAUAAGUCGAAACACAUUUCUAGUUCUGCUUGGCCUCCCACGACCUUGGUUCUUGAAAUUACCAAUACAACUUCGAUGCUAUUUCGAGGUGCAAUAUUAAGUGGACCUUAUAAUAUAUCAGCUUCGUUUGUUGAAUCAAAAUAUCGUGGUGUAAAGCCUGAGCCGACUUUAUCUUUUCCUCCAAAAAUGAAAGCAAGUAUCCAAUGUGGUGAUACAUGGCAAGUGAUAAUAGAUGUUCCUACAAGUGGCAUUGGCAAUUGGAUUAUUGAUAUAUUGAGUGAAAUAUUAUUUACAUCUACCAAAGUCAAAUAUGAUGUAAAAUUAUUUGCUACCAUACCUAAAGAUGCUUCCAUUGAAGAUGAAUUUGAAAUAACCAAAAAUAUAUUAACUAGUGACGAUGGCACUACCACCACCUUUUCUUCUUCGAUAGAAUACGUUUUUUUAAAAAAUCAUGAUCUCUUCAAGUUACCUGAUCUAACUACAUUAAAGGCUAGUGAUGAUUAUCACCUUAUUGUGUUGACUCACGGAAUUCACGGGACAAUGCUUGAUGAAUUAUUCCUGAAGGAAGCUAUGGAAGAAAAACACAAGGAUAAAAAUAAUAUAUUUUUUAUGUCAGAUUUACUUCAUUCAUAUACUGAAAGUGGUAUAGAGGCAUGUGGGAAAAGGUUAUCCACAAACCUUUUGGAAUAUUUAAGAUGGCCAUGGGAUGAUAAUCGACAUUUGAUUUCAAAAAUAUCAUUUAUUGGUCAUUCUUUAGGUGGAUUAAUUAAUUUAUUUUUAAUAGGUUAUCUUCAUAGUGUUACGGAAGGAAAAUUUUUUAGUGAUAUAAAACCGAUAAAUUUCAUAGCCAUAGCCUCUCCUUUUCUUGGAUCUUCUGAUUUAUCAUGGUAUAUAACAGCAGGUUUACGCAUUGGAAUAGCUGGUCAAACUGGAAAGGAUUUAGCAUUGAUUCCUCAACAUAAACCUAGAAGUAGUUCGAAUGUUAAAAAUAAUAAAAAAGACGAACCUCUCUUGUUAUCUCUUGCUCAACCAAAUUCACCAUCUCACAUAACACUUUGUAAAUUUCAAUGUCGUACAAUUUAUGCAAAUGUAGCUAAUGAUGUACCAGUUUCGUUUCGUUCAUCUGCACUUUAUUUUCAUGAUCCUUUAGAUAUAAAUUUAAAACAAACAAUUACAAUUGCAAAACAAUUGAAUCAUUUAUUUAAAACAAUAAACCCUUCUAUCACUACGGAAGAAUUUAUUAAACGAACAUGUCAAACCAAAUCUCCUAUAGUACAUGAUAAGGUUUAUUCCCCUUCAGAUAUUCCACUUCUUGACGAAAAUGAAGAGAUAAAUAUUUCCAUAGAAGAAAAAAUUGCCAGAGCUUGGCAUAAGGAUAUGACGUGGCGAAAAGUGUUCAUUUUACUUGAGGGGGAUGCACAUACAAAUGUUAUUGUGAGAAGAAAAUGGUUGAACAUCUCUGGAUGGAAAGUCAUUGAACAUUUAUCCAAUGAACAUGAAUUGUAA